Messenger RNA from Coregonus sp. 'balchen', 6520 nucleotides. Lineage: Eukaryota; Metazoa; Chordata; Actinopteri; Salmoniformes; Salmonidae. The record is from the annotation of a GenBank genome assembly.
AUGUGUCUAAUUUCUGCCUUCACAGAAAGAACAAGAGUGGGAUUAUCAGAUGGAACAGAAGAGACUGGAAUACACAUAGGAGCCUUCAACACUGAAACUACUUUGGUCUAUGGGAAGGUCAUCACCAACAUCGGCAAGACCUACAACCCCAAGACAGGUCAUGUGAAAAACAAACAAUUUGAAAACAAGGUAUGUUUGAGUAUAGACUGUGUGCUGAGGCUUGUUACAUUAAAUUAUAUCAGUAGUAGCAGCUAAAGCAUUACAGUAUUAACACUGUACUUAUAUUAACCAAUUAUUCAAAUGUUUGUUAACCAUUAGUAAACUGUUUGUUAAGCAUUGUAUUGUAUAUUAUUAAAGUUGAUUUUAUCCUCAAUGUUAAUUAAUUCAUGAAUAUUGAUAAGCAUUUAUUAAGCUCCUCCUAUGCCACAGGUAUCUUCACAGCACCAGUGAAACAAAUCUACCACUUCACCUUCUAUAGUCAAUCAAACAGACAGGGAUGGUGUCAGGAAUCCCGCUUCCUGAGUCGGUUUCUGCCUGAGUUGCCUGUUUUCUGUCCUGGAGUCUUUUUUCCUGAGUUUCCUGAACGCACCCUGUCUGGUUGCCGGGCAACAAAGCAAGGCGGGAGAUCUCUCUAUUACCCGCACCUGCAUCUCAUCAGCUAUCUGCACACCUGGUUCUGAUUCACCUCUCCACUUCAUAGGCUCUGACCUGACAUCCAUUCCCUGCCGGAUCGUUAGCCAUGAACAUUACUCUCCUGGAAUAUUCACUCCACCUCUGCCUGGUCGUCUGUGGCUUCAGAAACAUCAUUGGAUCUGCCCAUUCACUCCCACCAACUCACCUCCAAUGCCAGCUCCGUCACCUGGAUUCUCCUGCUUCCACAUUUAAGUCUUUAAAUAAAUACUCACCUUCAUUCAACUCACCUUGUCCUGGUCUGCUUCUGGGUUCCGCUUUAAAGAAUCGUGACAGAUGGAUUCCUUUUAAUGUAUAAAAACUACAGAUCAAUUGCUUUUGAUGUUGUAGACAAUGGAUCUAACAGGGUUACUCAUGGGUCUGGACAGAUAGUUAUUGCAACCUCAAUACCUUCAAUGGCAUUCUGCUAUUUACCCAGUAACAGUGGAAAAAAGGUGUACCCAAACGCACUUCAGCCCAGCUUGAACAAAAAAGGGAAUCAGGUGCUUGGACUGAGUGACUUGAAAAUCCCCAAAACAUUCCUUACCCCAGGACACUUCAACAGGUGACAUUUCUUUAUUUUCCUGGACAGUCACCAAUUGAAGUAUCCUGAGGUAAGGAAGAGUUUUUUGGGGUUACCCAGUAACACAUCUCAGAAUAGAUGAAUAAAGAUAUAUUUGAAAUCAUGGAAAAAUUUUAACUUUUUUCCAUAAAUCACCUCAACAACAGGCCUAUCUUACAUAACAUUUCCCACAGAUAACUUUGGCAACCACUACAAACCCACUACAGGUAAUGUGAUGCCCAAAACCAUAUCAUUGUCACGUUCGUUGAAGGACAGGUCAGACCAAGGCGCAGCGUGAAAUGUGUACAUAUUUAUUAAACUGAAUAAACACACGACAAUACAAUAAACCAACGAAACGUGAAGUCCUAAGGCUACACACAAAACAAGCCUACUCACGGAACAAGAUCCCACAACUAACGAGUGACAAUAGGCUGCUAUAUGAUCCCCAAUCAGAGACAACGAGCGACAGCUGCCUCUGAUUGGGAACCACACCGGCCAACAUAGAUCUACACAUUCUAGAUCAUACACAUAGAUAUACACAACAUAGAAAACCACACCCUGACUCAACAUAUAAGAGUCCCCUGAGUCAGGGCGUGACAGUACCCCCCCCCCCCCCAAAGGUGCGGACUCCGACCACACAACCUUUACAUAACAGGGUAGGGGCCGGGUGGGCAUUCCGCCUCGGAGGCGGAUCUGGCUCCGGGCGUGACGACCACAUACUCUCCGCCUCCCUGUUGCGCCCCUGGUCUGGUCUGGACCUCGGCGCGCUGCUUCCCCUCUCCUUCCUCCCACGAAGUACCAAGCCCUGUCUGGACCCUGGUGUGGGAGACCCCGAACCUGGAGAGGGGCUGACGUCUGGGACUGGACUGGAGCCGCUGACCGGAGCUGGAUUGGGCACCGGUGGAGCGGACUGCUCUGGCUCCGGACUGGAGUCGCUGACCGGAGCUGGACUGGGGACCGGUGGAGCGGACUGCUCUGGCUCCGGAGUAGAGCUGCUGACCGGAGCUGGACUGGGCACCGGUGGAGCGGACUUCUCUGGCUCCGGAGUGGAGCAGCUGACCGGAGCGGACUGCUCUGGCUCCGGAGUGGAGCAGCUGACCGGAGCUGGACUGUACCCCGGUGGAUUAGACUGCUCUGGCUCCAGAGUGGAGCAGCUGACCGGAGCUGGAUCAGGCACCGGUGGAGCGGACUGCUCUAGCUCCGGAGUGGAGCAGCUGACCGGUGCCGGACCAGGCACCGGUGGAACAGGCACGGGCCGUGCCGGACUGGACACACGCACCACUGGUCUGGUGCGAGGAGCAGGCACGGGCCGAACCGGACUAGGAACACGCACCACUGGCUUGGUGCGAGGAGCAGGAACGGGCCGGGCCGGACUGGCGACACGCACCACUGGCUUGGUGCGAGGAGCAGGAACAGGCCGGGCCGGACUGGGAACAAGCACCACUGGCUUGGUGCGAGGAGCAGGAACGGGCCGGGCCGGACUGGGAACACGCACCACUGGCUUGGUGCGAGGAGCAGGAACGGGCUGUACCGGGCUGACGACACGCACCACUGGCUUGGUGCGGGGAGCAGGAACAGGCCGGGCCGGACUGGCGACACGCACCACUGGCUUGGUGCGAGGAACAGGAACGGGCCGGACUGGGAACACGCACCACGGGCUUGGCGCGAGGAACAUGAACAGGCCGGACCGGACUGUGGAGGCGGACUGGAGGUCUGGAGCGGAGAGCUGGCACAACCCGUCCUGGCUGGCUGCCCACUUUCGCACGACACGUGCGGGGAGCUGGCACAGAACGCACUGGGCUGUGCAUGCGCACUGGCGAUACAGUGCGUUUCUCCGCAUACCUGGGUUCCUCUAUUAACCCCCGCUCCUUAUGCUGCCUAACCAGCUCCUCUCUCUGUGCCUCUACUUCCUCCUUCUCCCUACGAGCCUCCUGCAGUGCCUCCUCUUGAAUGGAUCUCUCUCGCUCCAUUGUAGCUAUCAGCCCCCUUAAAGUGGUGGCCUCCUCUCUUACCCUGCCGAUCCGAUCCUUCUCUUUCUCUCGGCACUCCUCCUCCAGUGAGGACUCCUCCGGGAGCCCCCACGAGAUAGGGAACAGAAACUCAUCGUCGUUGUCAUCCUCCGACUCCUCAGUAUAGAAUUGUUCCCACUCUUCUUCCCAUGGUCAUAGGGAAUCAAUCUGGAAACCCACCGGGUGCAGUGGUCGGGGCUCUUCUCUCUCGCUCCCCGACCACCCCUUUUUAGCCCCCCAACAUUUUUUUUCUUGGGGCUGCUUCUCGGGCUUCCUCCUCGGCCGGCUUCUGUGUUGCCGUUGCUCCUCUCCUGCCUGGGCUUCCUUCUUCGCCCAGGGUCCUUUUCCUGCAAAUAUCUCCUCCCAAGACCAAAUCUUCCCCACCUGUAUCCAGGGUGUUCGGUCCUCCUGGGCACACUGCUUGGUCCGUGUUUGGUGGGAUCUUCUGUCACGUUCGUUGAAGGACAGGUCAGACCAAGGCGCAGCGUGAAAUGCGUACAUGUUUAUUAAACUGAAUAAACACACGACAAUACAAUAAACCAACGAAACGUGAAGUCCUAAGGCUACACACAAAACAAGCCUACUCACGGAACAAGAUCCCACCACUAACUAGUGCCAAUAGGCUGCCUAAGUAUGAUCCCCAAUCAGAGACAACGAGCGACAGUUGCCUCUGAUUGGGAACCACACCGGCCAACAUAGAUCUACACAUACUAGAUCAUACACAUAGAUAUACACAACAUAGAAAACCACACCCUGACUCAACAUAUAAGAGUCCCCUGAGUCAGGGCGUGACAAUCAUAAAGACUUUUAAAGAGACAUUGAACUCCAAAAUCAGUCUUCUGUUACACACCAUCUGUUUGACAGAUCCAGCUAUAUGCAACAGAACAAAAUGAAUGGAUGAGCUUAUCUUUUCCAUUCAAUUGAGAUUUAAGCAUAAAGCAUGAUUUCCACAACUGAUGGAAUGGUAUGUGGACACAACUUGAAAAUCAGACAAAAACGUUGUUUUUGAAGUGUAAUGUUCCAUUAAUAUACUGUAAAUAAAUGUGUAUUUUUCCCGAGAAGAUGUGAUCUCUAAAGGCCCCUCCUUUGCUACAGGUAUCUUCACAGCACCAGUGAGAGGAACAUACCACUUCACCUUCUUUAGUCGCACUGCAGCAGGCUAACCCAAUGGGUACAUUUUUCUAUAUAAAAAUGGAGAGAGUGUUGCUGGUACUUUAACAGCUGUACUGAUGCUUGAGGUAGGAGACCAGCUCUACAUGCGCCUCAGUACCAACUCAUGGAUCUACGAUAAUGACAAUGGCUACAACCUCAGUACCUUCAAUGGCAUUCUGCUAUUUACCCAGUAACACCUCAGAACUCAUGUGAAAAAAGCUAGAUUUGAAAUAAUGGAACAUGUAUUCUAGAGGGCAUCACCGAUUUGAAUGACUGCGACAAUGUAAAUGGACCUCUGUACUUUUUGUUCCAUUCUACUCUAUUUCAAUAUCUGAAAUAAACUCAUAUGAAUAUGUUUUUUCUUUCAUUAAUAUUCUGUUUAGUACAGCCGUGGUGUUUGUGUUUACAGAAUGAAACGCAUAAUAACCCUGCCUCUGGCAGCUUCCAUCCUGCAUUUACACAAACCAACAGUGACUCGUUAUGCUGUUUUACACAUGAUUCCUUGAUAUUAUCACAUGUAGCCUAUUCAUAGGUGUAUGUUCUUAGUCAUAUUAUUGGGUGUACUGUAGAGUGCACUUUAGAGGUCUGGCAAAACAUUUGCUGUUGCUCAUAGCUUUAUGUCCUUCUUCAAUGUAUUUAUCAUGGGUUACAGAAUUGGCAAAAACCCAUGACCUGAAUGAGAAGGUUAUCUUGAAAGAAUGAUUUACAGGAGCUUACACACUCCUAAAAUGUAAACACCAGACCUGGGUUCACAGACUUAAACAAACAUUUUCAAAUAUUUUGAGUGUUUGCUUGAGUCCAGUUGGAGUGGAAUUUGGGGACUUUUUCUAUUAGUUUAUUAAGCAAGGCAAGCUCAACCAGGCACAGAUGAAGUAUUUGAAACCCAAACAAAUGACUCAUAGGGUAUUUCAAAGGGAGACAAUAGUUUUGCAAUACAUUUACCCAAACUGAAAUGAAGUGCUAAAAGAAGCAGGUCACUUCAAUCCAUAACCGCUAACGUUUCUUAAGCACUUGAACAUGAUUGAAAGGUAGCCACGUUGAAUUGGAACAAAGUCAUCCAGGGAACUUUCCAUUCGUGCACAAAAGGAUAUGUGCUUAUUGACUCUGCACCGGUACCCCCCUGUAUAUAUAGCCUCCCUACUGUCACUUUAUUUUUACUUCUGCUCUUUUUUUUCUCAACACUUUUUUUUGUUGUUGUUGUUUUAUUUUUACUUUUUUUGUUUAAAAUAAAUGCACUGUUGGUUAAGGGCUGUAAGUAAGCAUUUCACUGUAAUGUCUGCACCUGUUGUAUUCGGCGCAUGUGACCAAUAAAAUUUGAUUUGAUUUGAUUUGAUUUAUAAAACCACGAACUAGAGAUCAGAAAUCACAGGAGAACAAACGACUCAAGAGUCCAGAUUAAGAAUGAAGACCACUAUAGUUCUGCAGAUGACAUUGUUGUGCUACUGCCUGUCUGGGGGACAGGGUCAGUCAGACAGUGACAUAGCUACAGAGGAUGGGAAUCUGAAACUGAAAGAUGAGGUUGCAGCCUCAACACAGUCCCAGCUAACCUGCCAGCCUGACGUCUACACUGUGCUGAGAGAGAUGGAGGCCAGACUGAAAGCCAGUGAGAACCAGGUGGAGGAGCUGAAGAGAAAAUGUGAAGGUAAUAUUAUUGGCAAAUACUAUGGAUAGAGAAUAUAUUUGGGUAACACUUUACUAAAAGAAUCCAAGUAUAAUGCGGCUAUAAUGCAUCGUAAAACUUGUCAUGCAUAGAUAAACAUGGCAUAAAGGUUCAACUACUAGAGAAUGUCUACACUAGCUUUGACCGUAUAUUCAGAUUUACUCAAAACAGUCACCAAUAAAAGCAUAAAAAUAGUGCAGAAGUGCAGAUUUAGGAAAAAACUUAUGACCCUCAGAUCACACGGUCAGGAAUAACUUAAUUUGAAGUUAACUGUCAAAUAGAUUGUCAUAGAGUGUGUACUCUCAUUCAUGCACAGACAGACCAAUGGCGGCCUUCUCUGCAGCACUGGGAAUCAAGGUAGGGAACAUAGGACCUUUCAACACUGAAACUACCCUGGUCUACAAUGACAAUGAUGACAAUGGAUACAACCUCAGUACCUUCAAUGGCAUUCUGCUAUUUACUCAGUAG